Molecule: messenger RNA, 1491 nt
Organism: Penicillium brevicompactum
Lineage: Eukaryota; Fungi; Ascomycota; Eurotiomycetes; Eurotiales; Aspergillaceae
Exons: 1
Coding region: 1-1491 (496 amino acids)
Molecular function (GO): metal ion binding; ATP binding
Source: RefSeq, a predicted model, not a curated record
AUGGAUUCCCCUCGCUCUCUUUUCUUCGCCCGUCACGUGCCAAAGAAUAUACUUUUGCUCUUUCUCAGUUUGAUAUCCCUUCCGAUCACUGCUUUGUUGAUCUUCUACUCUGUUCUUUUCGGCCCAAGUUCUAAAAAUGGAACUUCCAAGACACCAAGGGUUGAUGGGUACCCUCGCAAGACUAUUUUGGUUACCGGGGUCUCCAUGACCAAGGGCCUGACCAUUACCCGACUCCUCGCCCAACACACUUCACACCACAUCAUAGCCGCUGAUACAGAGCUCUUAUACUUCACAUCACCGGGUCGGUACUCUCGCUCCAUCGCCAAGUUUCAUCGUUUAGAUUCGCCACAAAAUGGAAAUCCAGUUCCAUAUAUCAAGUCCUUGUUGCAAGUUCUCAAAUCUGAAAGAGUAGAUCUUUGGAUUAGCUGCAGCAGCGUCAUUGGCGCAGUUGAAGAUGGGCAAGUGAUGAAGACAGCCCAGAAAACAUUAGGAGACACGUUCAAGGUCAUCCAAUUCGAUGAUGAGGCUGUGGCCAAACUGCAUGAAAAGGAUGCGCUCACGGACUAUAUUCGCAGCCUUGGAUUGGUCGUGCCAGAAUCCCAUCGGUGCACAUCUGUUCCGCAGGUCGAAAAUAUACUGCAUGACACCUCAAAGCAAAACGAGAUUUCAAACGAUUCAAAGAGGUUCAUUCUGAAGCCGAUCGGGGUGGAUGAUAAAGCGAGGGCCCAAAUGAUGACGCUGCUGCCUUUCGCUCAAGAUCAAGAACUCGACACCGCGUCUUACCUGUCUUCAUUGAAUAUCUCGCCAUCAAACCCAUUCAUCUUACAGCAGUUUAUCACCGGCCCCGAGUAUUGCACACACUCUUUGGUCAUCCAAGGCAAAGUGAAAGCAUUCGUUUCAUGUCCUUCUUCUGAUAUGCUCAUGCAUUACGAAGCGCUCCCAGAAGACUCGGUUCUCAACCAAACGAUGUUGGAGUUUACGCAAAAGGUCGCUGAAAAUGAAGGAGAGAGUUUCAGCGGCCACCUCAGUUUUGAUUUCAUCGCUGAAGGCGAGGGUACAGAUUUGAAAAUAUAUCCAAUUGAGUGCAACCCCCGCGCACAUACAGCGGUGGUAUUGUUUCGAGAGACGGAGAAGAUGGCUGAUGCAUAUCUUUCUUGCUUUGAUUUAUCUGCCUCCACCCAGUCCGUCAUUGUACCCAAGAAGCCUACUUACGGCUUCUACUGGAUUGGGCAUGAUGUAGUUACUCUUCUUCUUGUUCCCCUUUUGGCGUUGCUUUGUGGAAAAGGUAAAUUCGAAGAUGCGACAAAAAACGCCAAGACAUUCUGGCAUCAUUUAACAUGUUGGAAGGAUGGCACCUUUGAGAUUUGGGACCCAUGGCCUUUCUUCGUGCUUUAUCAUGUUUAUUGGCCGGUUCGAUUCUGUGAUAGUCUGGUCAAGGGACAGAGCUGGAGUCGAAUCAAUGUCAGCACAACCAAGAUGUUUGAAAGCUGA